This is a messenger RNA of Talaromyces proteolyticus, 3318 nucleotides long. RefSeq lists its product as uncharacterized. Bases 254 to 2923 code for a protein of 889 amino acids. The transcript is spliced from 2 exons. Lineage: Eukaryota; Fungi; Ascomycota; Eurotiomycetes; Eurotiales; Trichocomaceae. The record is from RefSeq and is a predicted model, not a curated record.
CUGCUGUUAUCUCCCUCUUCCUCUUUCUCCUGCCCUUCUUCAUUGAUCUUGUUCUUUUACAGCUUGGAGAGCUGGUAGCGGACAGCCUGUUCCUCAAUUUCUUUCUUUGUCUCUCUUUUGCUAACUGUCACAAGAUGCUUAGUGUAUAUCAGUGAAGUUAUUAAGACUGGUGCAUGAACAGCCGACCUUUUGGAAACUGAUAAUUCACACCCCUCACUGAAAAAACACAUUCGGCUUUGAUUUUGCACACAGAAUGGCUUCCAAGCCGGUGAAACUACCAUCCCCUGCUGGCCACACAGCGGGGAUAUACGCUGACAUGUCUGUGGAUGGGCCGCAAAUAGGCACCCUGGUGGUCAUCUUCGAUCGUGCCAAAAACCUGCCCAACCGGAAAACAAUUGGCAAGCAGAAUCCAUAUGUUGCAGCGCGCUUGGGCAAGGAGGCCAAGAAAACAGAGACUGACAUGAGAGGUGGUCAAACGCCUAGAUGGGACCAGGAAAUUCGAUUUACUGUACAUGAGUCUCCCGACUACUUCCAGCUCAAGAUCUCUGUAUUCAACGAUGAUAAAAAAACGGAUCUGAUUGGAGAAACAUGGGUUGACCUUCACUCAUUGAUCAUCCCAGGCGGUAGCCAGAGCGACUCAUGGCAUGAGUUGAAGUUCAAGAACAAGUACGCGGGAGAUAUUCGCAUGGAAAUGACUUAUUAUGAUACGCGCCCAGAGGAUGAAGCCGUUAUCGAGAGACGGACUGUUGUCCCGGAGAAAACUCUGCUCAAAUCCAGUCCUGUUGCACCUGGUGGGUCUUCGACGCUCUCAGGACCACGACAAUUCCGUCCAGUGAAGCGGCGACCAUUGCCAGAGGACCCUACCGGAGCGCCUGCUUCGCGGGCUCCAGUAGUCCAAGAAUACCCUCCCCCAGCACCAGUGAACUCGAUGCCACCUCGCCCGCAAGAUUAUGGGCCUCCUCCGUCAACGUCAUCUCGACUGCCUCCUGAGAUGCACCCUUCACGAGUUCAGAGUAAUUCUAACGAUAGAUACGUGUCAGAAAAUAACACUGGGGCUACUCAGGAUCAACAUGCUGGACCGUAUUAUCAGUCAUAUCAAGAGCCACGCCAUGCAUACAACGAUCAUCGCGACUACCCUCCGGGAGACUAUAAUCAGCAGAGGCAGCUCUCUCUACCAGAGCCCUCCAAUUAUCCACAUGAUGCUGAUUCGCGUGACGUUGACCCUCGUGUCGACCCUCAUGGAGGUAACUCUUACGAUGAUUAUGAACAGCAUUCUCGACAUUCGCCUCACCAGUAUUCCUCCACGAAUACAUUUGAUAAUGGCCAAUAUAGUGUCGAGCCGCUAUCUCAUCCUCCUGGUUCUAGAAGUUCCCAGGCUCAGUCUCAUGUGUACCCAGUGACGCCACAAGCCGGCCCUGUCGCGGAACAAAAUGUAGUACCUGUCCAUGCUCCGACACACGUUUGGCAAGAUAGACACAGACAGAGCCCCUUACGCCAUCAUGUCGCUGCUGAGGAACGGCCAACUUAUGCUGCCAUGCAACCAACAGUUGAGGAUGAAAAUGAUGAGGGACCGCCUCCACCACCUCCGGUCCAUAGAUCAUCAGCCAGUCCAGCAGUGCAACGUCCUGCAGCGAGUCCCACGUACAAGCCUUAUUCGCAGGAGUAUGGGUCUCAAAAUGCCGAUCCUCGGGACUAUAAAGGACCUUCAGCAAUAUUACCAGCAGACCAGGACAUUCCGCUACCAAUUAUUAAACCCACUCCCCAAGGCGGCACGAGAGCUUUCCCCGAGCAUCCAGACUCUGUUCCUUCCAGUCUCAUUGCAGGCUAUGUUGGAACAACCACAGAGGUCGACACGACAGGGCCUGGCUACCCGGACUACCGCGUAAGUCGCGUGCCAGUCAGUGCGCCUCCGCAGACUGAUCUGGGUUAUGCCAAUGAGGUGCCACAGACCCAGACUGCCCUGCAACCUUUACGAAGAUCUCCUGCACCUGCGCCUGCCCACGCACCUAUGCCUAAUGAUGAGAGUCAUAUUCAUCGAAAAUCGCCAUCGGUAAGCCCUAGUCCACGCCCGCUGUCAUAUCGAAAAUCAAUCAGUCCACGCCCUCCAUCUAGAGACAACCGUGAGGUUUCGAGCAUUCCGUUCUCCCCAGAUUCGUUUGAUUCCUUGAAUCCAAGACGAUCUCCUUCUGCAACACGUGAAACUAGGUCUCGAUAUGAGACUCCCGAGCGAGAAAUGGAUAACACAAAGUAUACAGAUACCGGCAUGGAAGACGUGCCAAUAAUCGGUGAUGAUGGUCGUGUCAUUGAUCCAUCCGAUCAUCUUCCUUCCGAAACUUGGGCUCCUGAGCCUGAGAAGAAAAAGAAACCGGAGGUCAUUAUUCGUUUCAAGCAUAAUCCCCAGAAUGCUUCAUAUAGUGCUCGCUCAUCUCCCCGAGAAUAUUAUCAUUCAAAUCCUACAACACCCGAGUCUACUAACCGACAUACUGUCCGGCCGUGGGGUAACCAUAAAGCUAGCCCUGGACAACAAUCACGGCAAGCUUAUGACCAUUCUGUACCCACAACUUACACUCCACCACGUCCUGGAAGCGGUAGUCGCGACUACGAUAGAAAUGAACCUUACUCCCAUCAACGCAAUCACAGCACACCUGUGACCUAUAAUACCCCGUCGCGUCACAGGUCUGUAUCACCCAAUCCCAGUCCACAAGGGUCUCCGCUUUAUUCAUACGGGAACAGCGGACCCCCUAUUCCAGCAAAGGUUCCUAUCGCUACCCCAGUGUCGAAUAAUUACCAUGGUUCUGGGAUGGACGCACUCAGCCAAGAAAUACAGUCCAUUGAUAUUGGAUCUGGAGUAUACGAACCUUCCCGUGCUGUGAGAAAAUAUGCUCCGCGAGUACCCGUAACCACGAGCGGCGGAUAUCGAUAGUUGGGUGCAUUCCUCUGUAAUAUACCACACCUACCACUACUUUUCAUCUUCUGUGUUUAUCUUUGGGGCAUGUUUGCAGGGUCGGCGUUUGAGCAGAGGUUAUUCACGGAAACAUGAAUAUCCUAAUGCAUUAUGGAUCAUGUUAUACCCUUUUUUUAAAUUUGCAUUGUCAACUAUUUUCAGCUCCAACUGUGUAUUAUGCUUGUGCGAUUGUUAUAUUGUUAGUGUUCACGAUGUUUCUUCCUCGCUUGGUCUUCUCGUUUUUUGGUGUUUUGCAAAGCUACAUGAGGGUUGUUGCAGAAAUACGAUGCAAUGACUAUUUACAAAUUAUUUUGAGCAUUGGUCAAUUACUCUAAGGGAAAGAUCGUAUUCAAUUCAUUCAGCGAUAAUACUGC